This is a messenger RNA of Cinclus cinclus, 701 nucleotides long. RefSeq names its product sodium channel modifier 1-like. Gene Ontology annotation, biological process: RNA splicing. The transcript has 3 exons. The record is from RefSeq and is a predicted model, not a curated record. Gene Ontology annotation, cellular component: nucleus. Bases 46 to 567 code for a protein of 173 amino acids. Lineage: Eukaryota; Metazoa; Chordata; Aves; Passeriformes; Cinclidae.
GGCGGGGGUGGUUGCCAUGGUGACCGCGGCCUAGCGGUAUCCGCCAUGUCCUUCGUGCGCGACGAGAGCGACCCGGGGCCGCUCGGGGCGCUGCAGAGGCGCCGCGUGGCCGAGCUGCUGGCCAGCACCGUCCCCGAGGACGAGGCGCUGCUGCUGCGUGACGGCAGGCUGGCGUGCUCGCUGUGUCCCCAGCGGCCCGUGUGUGACACUCUGCAGAUGCUGGUGCUGCACAGGGCGGGCAGGAAGCACCUGGACAGUGAGUGCAGGGUCCCCGUGUCACCUGUGUCUAUCCUUGGGUCACCUGUCCUGUCCCUGUGUCACCUGUAUCUGUCCUUGUGUCACCUGUAUCUGUCCUUGUGUCACCUGUAUCUGUCCUUGUGUCAUCUGUCCUGUCCCUGUGUCACCUGUAUCUGUCCUUGUGUCACCUGUAUCUGUCCUUGUGUCAUCUGUCCUGUCCCUGUGUCACCUGUAUCUGUCCUUGUGUCACCUGUCCUGUCCUUGGGUCACCUGUGUCUGUUCUUGUGUCACUUGUCCCGUCCCUGUGUCACCUGUCCUGUCCCCGUGUAACCUGUCCUGUCCCCUGUCCUGCUGUCCCCAGGUGUCCCCCUGUCCCCAGGUGUCCCCUCUCUGUCCCCAGGCCUGCAGCGUUCCUAUGGCCGGCCCCGCCCUCCCCAGGUGACACCACAGGGACCCCAGGUGAC